CUAAAUAUAUAGAAAACAAAAAUAAUAAAGACAAUGCUGUGUUUGUAAGGCUGAAAAUGGAUUCACACAAACACAUCAUGAAAGAUUUGAGAGCUUGAGCUUGAAAUUCUAGUCUCUCAUUCACUUAUUGCUUAGUUUCUCAAUUCUCACCUAAGAAUUUGAAAAAAAAGGCCAUAAGCAAACAAACAAGUACUGAAUUGCUAGACAGCCAUGCAGAAUUGGGGUCUCUUGCUACUGCUUCUUCUUCAUUAUUUCACUCUAUAAAUUAAUGGAGACAUGAUUUUCAUAAAGAUCCUUCCUUUUCUGCCAUGGUGGUGGAGCUUCAUCAGGACCAAAAUUCUAACAUGUCAUCCCAAAAGAAAGAGCUUCUGACCAAUGCCAUGAAGAGAACCAGUGAAUGGAUUUUCUCCCAGGAAAUUCCCAGUGAUGUUACUGUUCAUGCUGGUGGAUCUUCUUUUUCAUUGCAUAAGUUUCCAUUGGUGUCCAAGAGUGGUUUCAUAAGAAAACUAGUAUCAGCUUCUAGUGAUGCUGAUCUUUCCGAGAUUGAACUCCCAGAUAUCCCCGGCGGGGCAGAAGCAUUUGAAGUGGCAGCCAAGUUCUGCUAUGGAAUUAACUUCGAAAUUAGUACAGAAAACAUCGCCCUGCUUCGUUGUGUUGCAGAGUAUCUAGAAAUGACUGAGGAUUAUGGAGUUGGAAAUUUAGUAGCAAGAACUGAAGCAUACAUAAAUGAAGUGGCACUUAAAAGUCUUGCUGGUGCAGUUUCAAUCUUGCACUUGUCCGAAAAAUAUCUUCCACUGGCCGAGAAAGUAAAAUUGGUAAGUAGAUGCAUAGAUGCUAUAGCAUUCAUGGCCUGCAAGGAAACACAAUUUUCUAUAUCGGGUAGGUCUGAUAGCGGAAAUGAAGGCAUGCAUUCUUCGUUGACGCCUCAACCAAAGCCCAUUGUUGAUUGGUGGGCUGAAGAUUUAACUGUUCUUAGGAUUGAUAUAUUUCAAAGAGUUUUGGGUGCAAUGAUGGCUAGGGGGUUUAAACAAUAUGCUCUUGGUCCUAUACUUAUGCUCUAUGCACAGAAAUCGCUCCGAGGCUUGCAGGAAAUAUUUGGAAAGGGGAGGAAGAAAAUUGAGCUACAACAAGAGCAUGAAAAAAGGGUAGUCUUAGAGACAAUAGUGAGUCUUUUACCAAGGGAAAAGAAUGUAUUGUCAGUCAGCUUUCUGUCGAUGUUGCUUCGUGCUGCAAUAUAUCUCGAAACAACAGUUGCUUGCCGGCUUGAUUUGGAAAAAAAGAUGGCAUUGCAACUCGGACAAGCCGUGUUAGAUGAUCUCUUGAUUCCUUCAUAUUCAUUUACAGGUGACACAUUGUUUGAUGUGGAUACAAUUCAAAGAAUCUUGAUGAAUUACGUUGAAUACCAAGUGCAAGGAAUCAGAAUGGGGUAUCAAGCUGCCGAUGAUGAGUAUGUUUCUCCUCCUCCAAGUGAUAUGGAACGUGUCGGGAAGCUAAUGGAGAACUACCUAGCUGAAAUAGCUUCUGAUCGGAACUUAACUGUUGCAAGAUUCAUCAAUCUUGCUGAACUAAUUCCAGAACAAUCGAGGAUAACAGAAGAUGGCAUAUACAGAGCCAUUGACAUCUUCCUCAAGGCUCAUCCUGCUUUAAGUGACAUGGAGAAGAAGAAAGCAUGCAGUUUAAUGGAUUGCCAGAAGCUAUCCAGAGAAGCUUGUGCACACGCUGCACAAAACGACCGUCUUCCAGUUCAGACAGUAGUUCAGGUGCUAUACUACGAGCAACAGCGACUUCGAGAUGUUAUGAAUGGAGACUCACCCACAAUUCCUUCUAAAACCGUAUAUUCUACUGAUAAUCAUAAUCAUAAUCCACCUAUUUCUGAUGAGAUAUCCAGCCUUAAAAGAGAGAAUCAGGACCUGAAACUAGAGCUAACGAAAAUGAAAAUGCGAAUGAAGGAAAUUGAGAACUCGUCAGGAGGACGAUCUGUGACAGCUAGUCCAAUGCUGCAUUCUCCAUCUGCAGCUGAUAAACCUCCUCUGCCUCGAAAAUCAAUUAUAAACUCUGUGUCGAAAAAGCUUGGACGGUUAUAUCCAUUUGUGCGCGGUGAGGGUGAUUCUUUCUCUAAAGCUCGAGCUAAACCUGCUAAGGAUCGUAGACAUUCCAUAUCAUGAAAACGUCUGUUUCAUCUUUUAGCCUUGCAGUUCUGGUUUUUACUUGUGUUUUUAUUCUCAAUUACUUGUAUUAUUUGUAUUUGUUUUGUGUGAUAUUCUUGUAUAUAAGACAUAAAUAAAAAUAUUUAUUUGGCUGGUAGACUACUUAAUUGAUAAAGUUUAUAAAGUUAUUAAA
Messenger RNA from Mercurialis annua (annual mercury), 2340 nucleotides. RefSeq names its product BTB/POZ domain-containing protein SR1IP1. The record is from RefSeq and is a predicted model, not a curated record. Gene Ontology annotation, molecular function: protein binding. Bases 309 to 2165 code for a protein of 618 amino acids. NCBI's taxonomy places the organism in Eukaryota, Viridiplantae, Streptophyta, Magnoliopsida, Malpighiales, Euphorbiaceae. The transcript is spliced from 5 exons.